AUGUGUCCUCCGUGGCGAUGCUGUGAGGUUGAGGUGAUACGGUUGGUACUGGGGAGAGAAGCAGUAGGUGUGGGGAGUAGUGGGUUCUGGUUCGUAGGUCGGAUAGGAGGUAUAGCUGUUGCUGGUCUCGCAGUUGAUGAGUGUGUAGCUGAUGCUUUAGACGCUGCUGGCUGUGCAGGUACUGGUUUCGCAGUUGCUGGCUGUGUGAGCAUUGAUGAUUUCCGUGCAGAUGAUUUCGCAGCAGGUGUUCUCGGCUCUAAGGGCGUGUCGCAGCUAAGGGGGCAGCAGGGGUUGACAGCGGCACCGCAGGGCGUGCAGCAGCGAGGGGUACAGCAAGAGCACUUCCGGGAGCAGCCCGGUAGGGAGCAGGGGUUGACAGCAGGAGCCCAGGGCGUGCAGCAGCCAGGUGUGGAUCCGGCAGCUGGGGUUGACAGCAACACUUCCGGGAGCAGAACAGCCAGGCGGGCAGCAGGGGGUGAUGGCGGCAUCCCAGGGCGUGUGGCAGCUAGGGAGGAAGCCGGGGUGCCAGCAGCAACACAGGACGGGCAGCAGCCGGUGGGGCAGCAGAGGGUCCGAGAAGCACCACAGGACGGGCAGCAGCCUGUGGGGCAGCAGAACAGCAGCAGCCCAGGGCGCGCAGAAGCCAUGGGGAUGGCCGGCGGUAAUGGCGGCAGCCCGGUGGCCCACGGCGAGCAGCAGCCAGUGGGCUAG
Messenger RNA from Closterium sp. Naga37s-1, 711 nucleotides. The record is from the annotation of a GenBank genome assembly. Lineage: Eukaryota; Viridiplantae; Streptophyta; Zygnematophyceae; Desmidiales; Closteriaceae.